AUGGCAUUUAAGGUUAUCCAACUGAACGUAAAUCGGAGUUGGCCUGCCUUCGAUCUUAUGGUCCAGCAUAUGGAUGAGGGCGCCUCUGUGAUCGGGAUUGUGUCGGAACCUCCUAGACGACGCCAGGAUGUGUGCGAUUGGUUCGCCAGCGGUAGCGGUCUGGCAGCCAUUAUUGUUCGGAACCCGGUUGUACCCCUGAGUUGCACUUUGAUUAGGCGAGGACGUGACAUCGUCGCGGUCAGAUUCGGUGAUCUUGUGGUCUCAUGUUACGUCUCACCUAACUCCACUAGAAAUCGAUACCUUGAGUUCUUAGAUGAACUCGGGGAUGUGGUGGGCGAAGUUGGUGGCAGGAGCACCUUAAUCGGUGGUGAUUUUAAUGCACGUUCAGCAUCUUGGGACCCGGUAGCUACUAAUUGGAGGGGCACUCUUGUCGAGGAGUGGGCGGCCGAAAAAGACCUUCGCCUUAUUAACGUGGAUGUAACGCCUACCUGCAUUAACCCGCGUGUAUCGUCUGUUGUUGAUCUUACGUGGACGACCGCCGAUCUCUUGAAGCGUUUGGUGGACUGGUCGAUCAACGCUGAUAUGAAGUCACUAUCCGAUCAUUCCAUAAUUACAUAUGACGUGGUUGGUCUAUGUUCUGGACCCUUCGAAACAUGCUCCGUUGAUCCGCAUCCGCGUUGGAAUUACCACCGCAUGGAUGUGAGGGCGCUUUCCAACGUCUUGGAGUGGGACGGUGUUGCGGGUCCUGCCGAAGACGAUUCUAUGUCUGCGGAGUCUUUCGCUUGCUGGCGCUCGGAUCUGCGCGGUGAGUACCGCACUGCGAGGGACAAUUUGCGGAGCGCUAUCCGCAAAGCUAAGACAGCAGCUUGGUUGGAAUUGAUCAGGGCUGUGGAGGCGGACCCUUGGGGCAGACCGCUCUUCUUGACUCUCUUUUCCCCGCUGGCGACGGGACUACGGCCGGUUCCAGUGUCGAGAUUUCAUGGAGAAUAG
This is a messenger RNA of Odontomachus brunneus, 990 nucleotides long. RefSeq lists its product as uncharacterized. NCBI's taxonomy places the organism in Eukaryota, Metazoa, Arthropoda, Insecta, Hymenoptera, Formicidae. The record is from RefSeq and is a predicted model, not a curated record. The coding region runs from base 1 to 990 and encodes 329 amino acids. Gene Ontology annotation, molecular function: catalytic activity. The transcript is spliced from 3 exons.